Molecule: messenger RNA, 2499 nt
Organism: Juglans regia (Persian walnut)
Lineage: Eukaryota; Viridiplantae; Streptophyta; Magnoliopsida; Fagales; Juglandaceae
Product: DEAD-box ATP-dependent RNA helicase 7-like
Exons: 14
Coding region: 133-2211 (692 amino acids)
Molecular function (GO): RNA binding; ATP binding; helicase activity
Source: RefSeq, a predicted model, not a curated record
AACCCUAACUGCCCUUCUUCCUCUCCCGCUUUAUGCAACUCCUGCAGCAGCAGGGGAAGAUCAAGAACCUCCUCUCUCUCUCUCUCUCUUUACACACACACCCUUUUUUUUCUUGUACGAAACUAGAAAGCCAUGCCUUCACUAGCCCUAGCUGAUCCUCUUCUAUCCGAUACCCCCAAGGACAAGAAGGAGAAGAAGAACAAGAAGAUGAAGAGUAUGGAAACAGUAAACAAAACUGUAGAAGCUGAUUCUCCGAUUAGCGAUAAGAAGAAGAAGAAGAAGCGAAAGGCUUUGGAGAUCGAGGAGGCGGAAGAGAGGAGCGAGACGAGCUCGGAGCUAUUUGAUCCUGUGAACUGGAAGGCCGAGGAGUCGGAGAAGAAUAAAAAAAACAAGAAGCAGAAAAAGGCGAAGGUUGAGGAGGAGGAUGAGGAGGGUCCGAAUGCGGUGUCCAGGUUUCGGAUUUCGGAGCCGUUGAAGGCCAAGUUGAAGGAGAAGGGAAUCGAGUCGUUGUUUCCGAUUCAGGCAAUGACCUUCGAUACCAUUCUAGACGGUUCGGAUUUGGUCGGUCGCGCGCGCACGGGUCAGGGUAAAACGCUUGCCUUUGUGUUGCCCAUAUUGGAGUCACUCACAAAUGGACUGACUAAAGCUUUGCGAAAAACUGGUUAUGGGAGGGCACCAAGUGUUUUGGUACUGUUACCUACUAGAGAACUGGCCAAACAGGUGCAUGCUGAGUUUGAAGUUUAUGGCGGAGCAUUGGGGUUGGUUUCAUGCUGUCUAUAUGGCGGAGCUCCAUACCAAAGUCAAGAGAUUAAACUCAAGAGAGGGGUUGAUAUAGUCAUUGGAACACCUGGUCGAAUUAAGGAUCACAUAGAGAGGGGGAAUAUUGACUUUAGCUCUCUGAAGUUCCGGGUCCUUGAUGAGGCUGAUGAAAUGCUGAGGAUGGGUUUUGUUGAAGAUGUUGAACUAAUUCUAGGCAAGGUAGAAGAUACAAGUAAAGUUCAAACACUGCUCUUCAGUGCCACCCUGCCUGGCUGGGUUAAGCAGAUCGCUUCUAGGUUUCUUAAUCCAAGCAAGAAAACUGCUGACCUUGUUGGAAACGAGAAAAUGAAAGCUAGUACAAAUGUUAGGCAUAUUGUCCUUCCCUGUUCUAGCUCUGCAAGAUCCCAGCUUAUUCCAGACGUCAUUCGCUGUUAUAGCAGUGGAGGCCGGACUAUUAUUUUUACCGAAACAAAGGAUUCUGCUUCUUCACUUGCUGAGUUGUUGCCUGGGGCACGACCGUUGCAUGGGGAUAUACAGCAGGCUCAACGUGAGGUCACGCUUGCUGGCUUCAGGUCUGGAAAGUUCAUGACAUUAGUUGCCACAAAUGUGGCGGCGCGGGGAUUGGACAUCAAUGAUGUGCAAUUAAUUAUCCAGUGUGAACCUCCUCGUGAUGUUGAAGACUAUAUCCACCGAUCUGGACGCACAGGAAGAGCUGGUAAUACUGGAGUUGCAGUAAUGCUCUAUGAUCCCAGAAAGUCCAAUAUAUCUAAGAUAGAAAGAGAAUCUGGUGUGAAGUUUGAGCACAUAUCUGCUCCUCAGCAAGCUGAUAUUGCCAAAGCUGCUGGUGGAGAAGCUGCGGAGAUGAUAACCCAAGUCUCUGACAAUGUAAUUCCUGCUUUCAAAUCUGCUGCUGAGGAGUUGCUGAACACCUCUGGUCUGUCAGCUGUUGAAUUACUUGCAAAAGCUCUUGCCAAGGCUGCUGGUUAUACAGAGAUAAAGAAAAGAUCACUUCUCGCUUCAAUGGAGAAUUACGUCACAGUACUUGUUGAGGCUGGAAGUCCAAUCUAUACACCAUCAUUUGCUUAUAGAGUCCUGAGGAGAUUCUUGCCUGAGGAGAAGGUUGAGGCGGUGAAGGGUCUUGCUCUCACAGCCGAUGGAAAGGGUGCAGUGUUUGAUGUUCCUGCUGAAGACUUGGAUACAUUUCUUGCUGGUCAGGAGAAUGCAGCUAAUGUGAGCUUAGAAGUGUUGGAAGCAUUGCCACGCUUGCAGGAAAGAGACCAGUCAAGAGGGGGAAGAUUUGGUAGUGGUGGUCGGGGUGGUUUUGGUGAUAGAAGUGGGGGCAGGUUUUCUGGUGGAAGAGGUGGUGGUGGUGGUGGUGGUGGUGGUUUUUCCGGCCGAGGAAAUAAUAGGUUUAACAAUGGCUCUGGUGGGAGGGGUUACAAAAAAUGGUGAAGUGCUUCUAAGCUGUUAGUAUCAAGUAACCAUCGGUGAGCAUUGGUCGAGGCAGAGUUAUGUGUGAUAACGAAAGAAAAUAUUCGGUACAGGGACUUAAGUGUAGACUGGCUCGGUAUAGAAUUUUUCUUUUGCCUUUUUUUUUUUUUGUUUUGCCUUAAUUAUCGGGGCUAAGUUAUAGAGGUCUUGGGGAUUUUUCCGUCUCUCCCCAUUUGCUUCUCAUUUUUGCGGCAAAUGUAAGAUGUGUUCGAAUCUCUAUUAUUAUUGAAUGACCCACGAGAAAAUAAA